UCACAUUACCUUUGCCUGCCCUCUUUUCCGUCGUUUCUCCACACGUUUCCAGACUAAACGAUCUUUUCUCGUCAGGAUGGACGUUGAAACUUGAAAAGUGUUCAAAUCCGAACGAUAGGAAGAUGAUUAAGGUCGCAUGACUGCGUCAACGAUGACGUUUGGAACGUACAAGGUUACAUGACCAACUACGGCCCCGUUGAUGGUCUACAACUUCCUCCGGAAUUCGAUAAAUUUAAGAUAUCCGCGGCUGCACAAUCUUUGUUGAGCCAUCACAAACGACACAUGUGCGGCUUUUGUAAGAAGGUCUUUCCUUUGAAGAACUUGUUGAGAAGGCACGUGCAAUUUGGCUGCAAGAUGAAUCCCAGAAAUUCACAAUUCGCUUGUUCGUUCUGUCCGUACAAGAGCACCUACAAAGCGAACAUGGAAAGGCACGUGCGAAAUGUUCACGAUACCGGCGUGCUGAAAUUUCGUUGCGAUCUGUGCAACUUCCGUAGCAAUUAUUCAUUUUGCGUGAGAAGGCAUAUGAAGACUUUCCAUCGCACGGUCGACUCGAACGAAACGAGGAAAUAGUCGUCGACUGUCUGUGACUACUUCUGUCUCUUAUCAUGGUAUCUUCUAUUCAGAAAAUCGGCUACAGCCGAUUUGGCAGCCGUAGACUAUAUUGUAUCAUGAGAGAAUAAAAUUGCCAGUGGUUACAGGAUCCAUACGAAAGACGUAGUACUUCGCACGUAUAUAAUAAUAUUAUUUCAUAAGCAAAAGUAUUUGUAACUGUAACGAAAACCGGUUUUAAUCGUACGCGUGUCGUUCAGAGAGUUUUUGUGAUUUUGUAAAAAAAAAGUCAGUAUUACAGGUGAAGCAGAUAUUAUCGUUUGAAUUCUCCAUUUAAUCUGACGAUUACACAAUCGUGGUCAUUGUCGUUGUAUUUAUAUAAAAAGCGAAUAAUACGACAAGCGCGUAUAAUUAAUCAACGUAUAUUACUGAACCGUUAGGCUCUUGUAUAUUUUUUCGCUUUGCGUUCGUUAAAAAAUUUCUUCUUUCGAGAAAGAGUUACACAUUCGAUUCAAGUUAAAUACGAUCGAUGUAUCAUAAAUUCCGAACAAAUUAAUUUUUAUUAAUACUAUAUGCAUUUGAUCGUUCUUCAGUAUAUCGUCAUCCAAAUUCGAUAAUAUUGUAAACGUCGCUGUUUUACCAAAAUAAAUAACAAAUGCUCAGGUUGCUUGUUAACUCGAGAAUGAAAUAAAUUAUUCAAUAGAUUUUACCACCA
Frieseomelitta varia is the source of this 1264-nucleotide messenger RNA. RefSeq names its product transcriptional repressor CTCFL-like. The record is from RefSeq and is a predicted model, not a curated record. The coding region runs from base 178 to 570 and encodes 130 amino acids. NCBI's taxonomy places the organism in Eukaryota, Metazoa, Arthropoda, Insecta, Hymenoptera, Apidae. The transcript is spliced from 2 exons.